Molecule: messenger RNA, 1147 nt
Organism: Nycticebus coucang (slow loris)
Lineage: Eukaryota; Metazoa; Chordata; Mammalia; Primates; Lorisidae
Gene: CCNP
Product: cyclin P
Exons: 7
Coding region: 1-1122 (373 amino acids)
Biological process (GO): mitotic cell cycle phase transition; regulation of cyclin-dependent protein serine/threonine kinase activity
Cellular component (GO): centrosome; nucleus; cytoplasm
Molecular function (GO): cyclin-dependent protein serine/threonine kinase regulator activity
Source: RefSeq, a predicted model, not a curated record
AUGAGGUGCAGAAAGGCUACUUCUGGGCAGCGGGAUGAGGAUCUGACUCCAGCUGCCGGACCUGACGGGUGGUUGGUGCUCGGCUUUGCGGGUGACGCCAGCCUGAAGGAUGCUGGUGAGAGGAAGGAGCAUGGGGGUACACUUCUGGGCUCGGCCUCUCUCCGGGCGCUGACCCUCAGGUCAUCUCCCUUGCAGAGUCCCGCUGCCUCCCCUGACACAGAUGUUCCAAGAGCCCCAGGCCCUGAUGAUGACCUAACGGCCACAGCUACACGUGUCUCCCCAGGAUACCCGGAGAGGCCCUCGGGGCCCUGCGCCCCUUCAGGGCUGGAGGAGGCACUGAGUGCGCUGGGGUUGGAGGGAGAACGCGAGUACGCUGGGGACAUCUUCGCGGAAGUCACGGGGCGCUGCGCACUGCCCCAGAGAGCCCUGCCCCGCCCUGUGACCCCGGAGAUGCGUGCACUAGUGGUAGACUGGCUGGUCCAGGUGCAUGAACACCUGGGCCUGGCGGGAGAAACCCUUUAUCUGGCAGUGCACCUACUCGAUUCCUAUCUAAGGGCUGGCCCAGUGCGCCUACAACGUCUGCAGCUGCUGGGCGUCGCUUGCCUGUUUCUGGCCUGCAAAAUGGAAGAGUGUGUGCUUCCUGAGCCCUCUUCCCUCUGCCUCCUGAGCGCGGGCUCCUUUUCUCGGGCUCAACUGCUACGGGCCGAGCGCCGUAUCCUAAACCGCUUGGACUUCCGGCUGCACCAUCCGGGCCCACUGCUCUGCCUCCGGCUGUUCGCAGCGCUAGAGGGGAGUGGCCCCCAGGUGAUGUUACUUGCUACCUACUUCCUGGAGCUGUCCUUGCUGGAGGCUGAGGCUGCGGGUUGGGAGCCUGGUCGUCGCGCAGCUGCAGCUCUGAGCCUGGCGCAUCGUGUGCUUUAUGGAUUGGGCUCCAGGCCCCUGUCGGCAUUUUACAGCCCUGAGGAACUGAGCCCCCUGGAGCCAUGCAUGGCCCGCGCUGCACUCCGAGGCCCUGCGCCAGGCCGCGCGGCCGUCUUUCUCAAGUAUGCACGGCCCCCACGCCUGGGCACCAGUCUUGCCGCUGCCCGCCUCCUCCGCCGUCCCCAGCCUGGGCUUCCAUGAGUACUGAGACUCGGUAAAAAAAGAA